Molecule: messenger RNA, 2319 nt
Organism: Aureococcus anophagefferens
Lineage: Eukaryota; Pelagophyceae; Pelagomonadales; Pelagomonadaceae
Exons: 2
Coding region: 1-2319 (772 amino acids)
Source: RefSeq, a predicted model, not a curated record
AUGCUGCCGGCCGUCUACGGAGCGCUCGCCGGGCUCGCGACGAGCGUGCGGCGGCCCUGGGCCUGCACGGUCUGCGGCCUGCUCUUCCUCGUCACGGCGGGGCCGACGGCGCUGUCGAGCACCUACACGAUCUGGAACUGGACGGCGCUCCUGGGCCAGAUCGCGGACGGCGUGCUCCGGCCGGCGGCGCCGCCGCGGCUGCUGCCGUUCCUCGUCGUCAACUCCUGGGCCAUCUUCACGUCCUUCAACAUCAUGGCCGUCGCGCACCCGCCCCACUUCGCGGAGCUCGCCAAGCGCAUCGACGCGUCCAUGCCCUAUUUUCACUUCCUCAACACCGUGGGCCACUUCGUGCCGGGCGUCGUGGGUCUCUGGUGGUUCGCGAAGCUGGAACACCGCACGGCGGCCUGCGCCUGGACGUCUGUCGUCCCCCUCCACGUCGCGUCCCUCGCCUUCCACCUCAUGUGGGCGCUGCGCGUCGCCGGCGGCCUCAAGCUCGACAACGUCUACCUCAAGCGACCCGUCUUCCAGUGGUACUGCGCCUGGGCGACGGGCGCCAUGACCCACGUCCUCGUCGGGUCCUUCGUCCACCGCGCCUGCCUCAACCCGGACGUCCCGCUGACCUUCGCCAACGCGGCUAAUAGUGCCGUCCCAGAAUACACAACAGCCCGGAAUACUCUCGCGCUCUGCCUGCUCGGGCUUGCCCAGGCGCGCAAGCCCGACGUCGUCGUCGAGCUCGGCGCCAACGCGCACGUGCCGCUCGCGACGCAGUUCGCCGCCCAGUCCUGCAUCGGUCUCAUGAACCGCGAUGCGACGACGACCGUCUUCGCGCUCAUGGUCGGCGAUGACAACGAUUGGGCCGAGAUCCUCGGCGUCGCGGCGGCGGACAGCGUCUGGACGGCCGCCGAGUUUCUCGAGUCGUGCGUCGACUCGCCGCUCGUGAAAGGCGUCGCGCGCUGGAACGUCACGGCGCAAAAAGCCGCCGUGCCGCAGAUCGUGACCGUCGCGGGCGUGCGCGACCUCCUACUCCUCGAGGACGGCCUCGUGGACCACGACCUGCCCGUCGUCUUCGACGCGACGAAGGAGCUCGCCGGCGCGUCGGAGCGCGACGCGACGCGCUACGUCUUCGACCGCUACGCGAACGAGACGACCACGAUGGCGAAGAUGGACCCCGGCUACGAGGGCAAGCCGCCCCACGCGGCCCUGACGGGCACGGCGAACCCGGCGCUCGUCGACUUCAUCGUUCAAGAAAAGCUCUUCUGCUUCUUUUUGUACGACGGCUGCGUCCCGCUCACAAAAGACCACGCGCUCAUGGAAGAGAUCGUCGCGAACAGCCCCUGGCCCGAGCCCAUCGUCGUCUACGGCUACGACGACUCCUGGCCCCUCGCCGGCGACCUCUUCGAGGCGGAGACGACGUGCGCGGGCCACGCCAUGGGCCAGGUCGCGAGCAACGGCUUUUCGAAUCUCGGAUUUUUCUCCGUCGACGCGCCCACGGAGACGCCCAAGGUGCAGCCCUUCGACCACGCGGCGACGCCCGCGGCCUACGACGGCGGGACGACCUACGUGAGCUUCGUCGUCGGCGACGGCGACAACCUGGAGAUGGUCAAAGGCUCGCGCCGCCAUUGGAUGGAGCAGCGCGUCGCCAACUGGACGUCGGCGUCGCCGCUGCGGUUCCCGAUCACCUGGACGCUGAGCCCGCGCGCGCUGCAGUUCCCGGCGCUCGGGGACUGGUUCUUCGAGCAGGCCGCCAAGACGCGCGCCGACGCCUUCGUCCUGCCGCCCUCGGGCGAUUUGUACGCCUAUCCGAGCGAGAUGGACGAGGAGCUCCAGCGGGCGUUCGUGAACGACACGGCGCGCGACGCCUACCUCCUGAACUCGAGCGCGACGGUGGCCUGGGAGUUCCUCGGCAGCUGGACCAAGGCCAUCGCCGACUUCUUCCCCAAGUACGCGGCCACGCGCGUCGCGGGCCUCUUCGCCGUGAACGUGCCCUACCUCUUCCCGAUCGUCGACUUCGGCUUCGCCGAGCAAUACAAGGUCCUCUCGGACGACGCGGGCAACCGCGCGGUCCUCUUCCGGCCGAACGAGUGGCGCGGGACCACCUGCCCCCACGGGUGCGCCACGCACGAGGCCCUCGCGGACAAGAUCAACGGCCUCCCGACGGGGUCCGUGGCCGCGUACUACGCGACGUCCGACGGCGGCUUCGACCUCGGCGACCUCUACGCGACCGUGCCCCUCCUCGGGGAUCACGUGACCAUCGUCGACGCGAACGCCCUCGCGGGCCUCGCCCUCCAGCGGUCCGCGGCCGAGGCGGCGCGGGGGUAA